GGAAGUCGUGGGUGCCUAGAGGGGCCUCCCGGCGUGCAGCGCGGCAGCAUUUCCGGUUUCGCUGAGGCGCUUCGUGCCCCGCGCUCUCAUUGUGCGCUCCCGCCAUGGCGUACCGCGGCCAGGGCCAGAAGGUGCAGAAGGUGAUGGUGCAGCCCAUCAACCUCAUCUUCAGGUAUCUCCAAAAUCGGUCCCGAAUUCAGGUGUGGCUAUAUGAGCAAGUAAAUAUGCGAAUAGAGGGCUGCAUAAUUGGUUUCGAUGAGUAUAUGAAUCUUGUAUUGGAUGAUGCAGAAGAGAUUCACUCUAAAACAAAGUCAAGAAAACAGCUUGGUCGGAUCAUGCUAAAAGGAGACAACAUUACUCUACUACAAAGUGUCUCUAACUAGAAGUAUAUGGUCAGUGAAGUUAGAAGAAACUCAGAAGGCAGUACUUUUUUUUCUUAGUUACAUUCUCUGGGCUUCAAAAGCCACCUACACAUUUUUGCCAUGUUAUUUUGAUCUUUCUUUUAUGAUAUUAUAACAAUAAAUGGGUUGCUCUGGGGUUUGUUUCUGUUAAAAAAUUCUGCAUUGAAUUUCUUUCUGUCUAUGAAAGAACUUUUCACACAGUGGUGCCUUGUAAGAGCCUGGAGGCUACAGCUGUUGGUGCUGGCCUUAGAGCUUUCUGAAAAGAGGCAGAUGCCCCAGGUAUUACUUUUUGAGGGGUGCAAAAAAGGAUACAAAUUUUGUGAGAGUGGUGAGAUUCGUAUAUGUUGUGAAGGUAGUGUCCUUAAUUAACAUAAGACUAUUGCAAACAUACAAUGGGGGCAUUGAAGCCAAUACAGUGAAACUAGACUCUUGACAAUCAAGUACUCCCAUGGCAUUGUUACUAACUUGGAAAUUACUUCCUAAAUCUAAAAACUUUGUGAAGAAGAGAUGGAGGCUGCAUUAGGCUUGGUCCAUAGAUGUUCUGUGUAAGGUGUUCAGAGAUAAUUUCAUUUUCUGGUCAUUAAUAUUAAUGCAAUUUUAUCACCAGGUUUGUUAUCCAUUGGGGUGAUUGAGGGAAAGAAAAGGAAACCCAAAGCUUGCGGGGGGGGGUUAUGUUGGAGGCAAGAGUUGGGAAUUUUUCCAGCACGCUACAUAUAGAUGGGUAGACGUGAGACAGAAAUCCAGUGUCUGAGCAAGACUUCUUAACUCUUAGGGACUUUUGUUUCCAUCCUGAACUGCCGUUCGUGUCCUAAUUCAAACCGAAACCUGGACACUCUUACUUUUCUGUACUCCAGUAUAACCCUGGUCUGUAGCAGGAUGGAGGAAGAACAAGUCUAGCCUUACUUCUCUGCCUGCCUGGAGGGUAAAAACAGAACCUUGUAGACACAUGAAAUGUAGCCUGUGAAGUCACCCUGCAGCUCCAACAGGUGUUUUCAUGGAGGCAGACGAUGAGUCUAGCCCUCAACUUACUGUGUUGUUCUGUGUCUCCUCUUAGCUCCUGCACACCUGUCCUGAUCUAGUCAGAAGUAAAGGUUUUCUUUAUUCCCAUAGCUUCUAUAUUGAAGUUUGAGAUUCACUGAACCAGUUGGUGUGCAGAGGAGACAUUGUCCAGCAGAGGGCACUGCUGCCCUAGACUGAGCUCCAGUUCCUAGUUGGGAAAUGAACUGAAUGAACUUCUUUCUGAUGAGAGCACAGACCUCCCUGCUGCUUUUUUGGCACCAAAAAUAGCUGGGAAGAAUGAUAACAAGCAAAAGCAAUAUAAUCCCUAAGAAAACCUGCUGGCUGCACUCUCUACUUCCCCCUACGUCCUCACUGACCCAGCUGCCUCUGUAAGCAGAGCUGUGCCUGCCGUGGCCUAUUCUGAAUAGAUCAAGGAACAGAAGGUUCUAUUUUUGACAGCGUAAAUGACGAUGGUGAGGAAUAAGGUACAGUGAACGCUUACAGUUGGGCUCUGUAUUUACAAAGCUCCUUGCUUGCUUUUCUGCUCCACUGGAGCUGGUUGUGUUUGCUUUCUAAGUUGUACUUUUCCACAAACGUGUAGAUUUUCUUUUCUCUCAAGCAGAAGAUGCAGUAGGAGGGGGUGUUACCUUUGGCUGUGUUAAAGUUACUAAAACUUGCUGCUGGGAAAGCAGGUUUCAACCAGGAACCUCUAGUACAAGGACAGUUAUUUUACACUUGCUUUCUAAAUGCUUUCUCUUAAUCAUACUCCUCUUGUGCUUGUGGUGCUCCCAGAGAAAAAGGCCCCAAAGGAAAAGUGAGCAUAACUGUAGUCUGUUUUUUGAUAGUGGUUGAGCAGAAGGAAGAAGGUGGAUUUUGAAUGCUUUGGAGAUUUUUGCAUUGGUAGGGGCACCAGUUCUUGGCUUUAUAUUGUUAGUGUGGAUGUUUUAGUAUUAGGGGAAGAGGAGCCUGUACCACUUAGAUUCAGGCAUUGUGAGGCAAAGGGGGCCUUGGGCAGUCUCAAAUAGGCAGCUUUGUGGCUGACAGGGAUAAUGAAUGGCACAGAAACAGAACAGCAGCUUUUCCAUGAAUCCUUCCUAAUGGAAUUAUAAUUAGCUUCGUCUUACUAUUAACCCCAGCACAACUCACUUGUGUUCCUUCUUCAGUGAAUUUUCGAGUCCUACAAAUUGAGCCUCACAAGAGGCCUGAACUGUGAUUUGGUGUUCUCAGAGUCUAGCCAUAGCUCUGUCACCAGUUUUCCAGCUUUGGGCAAGCUAACUCAUCUCUUUGUGCCUCAGUUUUCUCACUUAUAUGAAGGUAAUAACUGUUCUACCUACCUCAUAGGAUUGUUGUUGAGAUGCUUUUAACUUUUGGAAAAAAAUUAAAGUUCUUUGUAAUGUGGUAUGAUAAUAUAAUUUGGGGCUGAGAUUUUUCUUUUUACUGUGUGAAAGAUGUUUGCUAGGCAUAUAAUUAAAUGGAACUGUUUCAAAGUGAAUAUUUGGCUUACUCUGGAAGACAAAUGGCUUUCAGACGCUUAGAAAGCUACUUUAUUUAGCAGCAUCUUUUUAAUAUGUGUCACAAAUUCUUGACAAUUAAAGACUGUCCUAGCAAAUCCUCUGUAUGACAGCAUGCCUGUGUCCUCAUGCAUUUGCAAAAUGCCCCUUUCAGGUAGGGUAGAGAAACAGAAACCUAAAAAGAUCCCACAGAACAUCAAAGUGAGAACUGGGACCAAGACACCAAAUGCCUGACUUUCUACUGCGUGGAACUGGCUUCUUUGGACAUGGGCGCUUAUAUGAAAGUUUAUUUUUGUUGUCACUAUUUGCUCAAUGUUCAUUCAUUGACUGAGCAUUUAUUGAAUGAUUGCUAGGUACAGCCUUCACAAAGUCCUACUCUGGUGCCUCAUGACAGAGGUUGUCCUGGGUUUAAAAAACUAUGUCAAUAAAGCACAAGCUUUGGCAGGUCCUGCCAUCUUGGAAAGGCUUUAGAUACUAUUUAGGAAAAAACUGUCUGCUUUUCUAAGACAAGCUUAGCUCAAUAAAGAAAAAUUUGUCAUUAA
Molecule: messenger RNA, 3453 nt
Organism: Phascolarctos cinereus (koala)
Lineage: Eukaryota; Metazoa; Chordata; Mammalia; Diprotodontia; Phascolarctidae
Gene: SNRPE
Product: small nuclear ribonucleoprotein polypeptide E
Biological process (GO): mRNA splicing, via spliceosome
Cellular component (GO): spliceosomal complex
Molecular function (GO): RNA binding
Source: RefSeq, a predicted model, not a curated record